AACAUUUACUUUCCAUUAUUUAUUUCCUUGAAAAUAUCAAAUUAUCCACAAAUUAACUGUUGUAGUGAAUAACAUAAACAGGAAUGUGAGGUAAAUUAUUGGCAGAUCCUUCUGCUACAAUUCUGUGAAUUUGAAGCAAGUUCCAGGUGAAUUCACCUCAAAUAGAUCGCAAAUUGAGUGAUUAGCGCCGAAUCAGAGCUUAAGAUGGGGAUCUACGGCACCGUUUAUGGCUAAUUUGAGCAACAAGUCGGAAUUCGACGGGAGAAUGAAUGAUUCUGAGGUCUGAGGCGCGAAUUGAAGAUAUUUCAGGACAAUAUCGAGUAUGGCAACACCAGUGGAACCUCCAAAUGGGAUUGGGUCUGAAGGGAAACAUUACUACUCCAUGUGGCAGACGCUUUUUGAGAUUGAUACAAAAUAUGUCCCGAUCAAGCCCAUAGGUCGAGGUGCCUAUGGCAUAGUGUGUUCUUCAGUGAACAGAGAAACUAAUGAAAAGGUUGCUAUCAAGAAAAUUCACAAUGCCUUUGAAAAUCGUGUUGAUGCACUAAGAACUUUACGCGAACUGAAGCUUCUCCGGCAUCUCAAACAUGAAAAUGUGAUAGCUCUAAAAGAUGUCAUGCUCCCUGUACAAAAGGGAAACUUCAAAGAUGUGUACUUGGUUUACGAGCUUAUGGAUACGGAUUUGCAUCAGAUCGUCAAGUCUUCUCAAGCACUUACAAACGACCAUUGCCAGUACUUCCUUUUCCAGCUACUGAGAGGUCUGAAGUAUCUUCACUCAGCAAAUAUUCUUCAUCGUGAUUUAAAGCCCGGGAACUUGCUCAUCAAUGCCAACUGUGAUCUUAAAAUAUGUGAUUUCGGGCUUGCUCGUACCAGCAGCAGUAAAGGUCAGUUCAUGACCGAGUAUGUGGUUACUCGCUGGUAUCGGGCCCCAGAGCUCCUUCUCUGCUGUGACAACUAUGGCACGUCUAUAGAUGUAUGGUCUGUUGGUUGCAUCUUUGCAGAACUCCUUGGUCGAAAGCCUAUAUUUCCCGGGACAGAGUGUCUCAACCAGCUAAAGUUAAUCAUCAACAUCCUUGGCAGCCAGAAAGAAGACGAUCUUGAUUUCAUCGACAAUCCAAAGGCGAAGAAAUACAUCAGAACUCUCCCUUACUCCCUUGGGACCCCCUUCACCCGUCUCUACCCCCACGCUCACCCUUUGGCAAUUGAUCUAUUACAGAAGAUGCUCGUCUUCGACCCUUCAAAGAGAAUAAGUGUCACUGACGCCCUCCAACACCCAUACAUGUCUCCCCUGUACGACCCGAGAUGUGAUCCUCCAGCGCAGGUCCCGAUCAACCUCGACAUAGAUGAGGAUCUAGAGGAAGGGAUGAUUAGAGAAAUGAUGUGGGAGGAGAUACUGCACUACCACCCGGAACCUGCUCCUGCAACCUCCGAAUCGCCAUUUGAAGCUUAGAGCGUCGUCGUCGUUGUAGAAUUUAAGCAUAAGAAACAGUGAUGGUGUGAUCAUUUGGGCUCCCUUGUUUUAGCCUCUUGUUUGAAUAAUGAUGAGAAGCAAUGGCAUUAACAGUUUGAGCUGCUAAUGUUCUAAUAUUAUAGGCAUUUGGAAUCUGCUGCAAUUGCCUUGUAAUCUGUACAGAUAGGUCUGGUGUUGUAUGUCAUCAACAUUUCUUGUAAAAUGUUUUCUUUUUUCUUUUAAUCUGUACUCAUCAGUUAUCCCUCUAUGGAAAAAUGUUUUCUUU
Molecule: messenger RNA, 1733 nt
Organism: Salvia hispanica
Lineage: Eukaryota; Viridiplantae; Streptophyta; Magnoliopsida; Lamiales; Lamiaceae
Product: mitogen-activated protein kinase homolog NTF3
Biological process (GO): protein phosphorylation
Molecular function (GO): MAP kinase activity; ATP binding
Source: RefSeq, a predicted model, not a curated record